Serinus canaria (Common canary) is the source of this 2354-nucleotide messenger RNA. RefSeq names its product ankyrin repeat and MYND domain containing 2 (gene ANKMY2). Bases 16 to 1536 code for a protein of 506 amino acids. Gene Ontology annotation, molecular function: protein binding. Lineage: Eukaryota; Metazoa; Chordata; Aves; Passeriformes; Fringillidae. The transcript has 10 exons. The record is from RefSeq and is a predicted model, not a curated record.
CAUCUCUGGGCUGGAAUGGUUCGCUCCGCAGUCGGCCCCGGCAGGGCGGGGCUGCGGGCGGAAGGUUCCAUGAGGAGCGGGGCGGGGGCGGUGCCGCGGGAGGGGGCGCUUCGGGCGCCGUCCCGGGCUGAUCCCGCCUUACCCUGCGCGGGGGUCGCGAUGGCUCCCCCCAGGAAAGGCGACCUGAGCGCGGAGGAGAAGGACUUGCUGGCAGUGAUCGCCACAGGAAACACUGAGGAGGCUGGAAGGCUACUGGGGAGCAAGAAUGUCCGUGUCAAUUGCCUAGAUGAGCAUGGCAUGACCCCUCUGAUGCAUGCAGCCUACAAAGGGAAGGUGGACAUGUGCAGGUUGCUGUUGAGACACGGAGCUGAUGUCAACUGCAAUGAACAUGAGCAUGGAUACACCGCCUUGAUGUUUGCUGGACUUUCAGGAAACAAAGAAAUCACCUGGAUGAUGUUAGAGGCUGGAGCAGAAACUGAUGUUGUCAACUCUGUGGGAAGGACAGCUGCUCAGAUGGCUGCUUUUGUGGGUCAACAUGAUUGUGUGACUGUCAUCAACAACUUCUUUCCACGUGAAAGGCUGGACUACUAUACUAAACCACAAGGCUUAGACAAAGAACCAAAACUGCCAGUAAAAUUAGCUGGGCCUCUGCAUAAAAUUAUUACUACUACCAACAUGCAUCCUGUUAAGAUCGUGUUGCUGGUGAAAGAGAACCCUCUGUUGGCCGAAGUAGAAGCACUGCAGAAAUGUUACAGGGUUCUGGAUCUCAUUUGUGAGAAAUGCAUGAAGCAGAAAGACAUGAAUGAAGUUCUUGCUAUGAAAAUGCACUAUAUCAGUUGCAUCUUCCAGAAAUGUAUUACAUUUUUAAAAGAGCGAGAGGAUAAACUAGAUGGGUUUAUCAAAAGCCUCUUGAAAGGGAGAGAUAAAGAUGGUUUCCCUGUGUAUCAAGAGAAGCUAAUUCGAGAAAGUAUCCGGAAGUUUCCUUACUGCGAAGCCACGUUGCUCCAGCAGCUUGUGAGAAGUAUUGCUCCUGUUGAAAUAGGCUCUGACCCCACAGCUUUUUCUGUGCUUACACAAGCGAUUACUGGCCAAGUGGGUUUUGUGGAUGCUGAAUUCUGUACAACUUGUGGGGGAAAGGGAGCAGACAAAAGAUGCUCAGUAUGUAAAAUGGUGAUGUAUUGUGACCAGAACUGCCAGAAAAUACACUGGUUUACCCACAAAAAGGUCUGCAAGAUCCUGAAGGAAAUUCAUGAGAAACAAGAACUAGAAGCUGCCAAAGAGAAAAGGAAACAAGAAAAGAAGCAAAAGAAAGAUGAAAUGCAACUAGUAGAGGGUAGUUCUACAAGUGAACAACAGUCAGAUCCUGGUCCAGAUCCUACAAAAAAUGUGGAUGCAAAUCAUCCUGCUGAUGGAACAGAAGAACCUGAAUUUACCAAAGAGAUGGAGGCACUAGCCCUGCAACCUGAAAGUCCACUGGAGAGUGAAACUGCCUUAGAUGACAUUGAUCUUCAAAAAAUUCAAGAUUCUGAGGAGUAAGAAGAGGGUAGGAAGGGACUGAGAGUUCUCAAGGGUACUAAAGAAUUUUUUAUGCUGACCAUGUCUGAGUUCUUGGAGCAUGGCUUAUGCAAGACUUCUUUUAAAAGACAUAAUGUCUCUGUUCAUCAAGAGAUAGAAUACUGACUACUUUGUCUAGAAAUACUCCAGAUUUUAUUGUAAAUUGUCAAGUUAGGUAUUUAUUAUCUGCUAAAAAUUAGUGGCAUAGAUCCAUCUGUAUGUAUACCAACAAUAAGCCUAGUGAAACUGAGUUUCUGUGGUUAAUGAGCCACAUAGUGAAAAAUGAACAGCAUUUGAUUUGGAUUAUUCAUGUUUUCCAAACGUAAAAGUUACUUUAAUUGUAAUUUAAUUUUUUUUUCUGCAAGUACAUAGACCUGUUAUUAAAAGCACUGGAAGGCCAACUAUUAAAUUGCUUUUUUCUUCAGCACUUUAUGAAGCUUUAUCUGAAGGAAUUCAGUAGCAAUUAAGUUUCUGAAGAUACUCAUUUGAACUCUCAGUUUUUCAUGACAUUACUGUAAAUAUUUUUGACUAGUGAGAGCACAAAAAUAAUGUCUGUUUUGUGGCAACUGUAGUAAAUGAAACUGCUGUUUCAGGUGUCUCAAGCUGAUGGUGAAAUGUGGUUUUCACUAUUGGUUUGGUCAGAAAUAUUCCAAAGUCUAAUGAAGGGAAGACCAGAAUGACUCAAAAUAUUUUGACUGACAAGAAUAAUGCAUUCUAAAUUUUUCAGGUAAAGAUGCCUUAGAGCACAGCGGGAUGUUGCUUGUGAAUUAUUUCAUAAAUAAAAAAUGGUUAGGAUUUUU